Siniperca chuatsi (mandarin fish) is the source of this 1726-nucleotide messenger RNA. RefSeq lists its product as uncharacterized. The record is from RefSeq and is a predicted model, not a curated record. The coding region runs from base 95 to 1126 and encodes 343 amino acids. The transcript is spliced from 2 exons. NCBI's taxonomy places the organism in Eukaryota, Metazoa, Chordata, Actinopteri, Centrarchiformes, Sinipercidae.
UUUUUAAUGAUACCCAGGGACAGACACGCACAGAACUGUCCAGUUGUAUUUUGUUUCUCUCGCAGAGAUCAUUCUUAGAAAAAUUCACAUCAAGAUGGGGAACAUGCAGUGCCCUGCCGAGGACGCAGCACAUUUGGCUUCUGUCGCUCGAGAUAUCUGCCCUUUCCCAAACUACAACCCCAGUCCUUUUUUCAGCAACAUGCUGUCCAUCAACUCUUCACUUCACCUGAGGAACCACUACACGGCAGUGCAGUCCUCCCUGACCCCCAAGCAGCUGGAUGACUUCACCCAGGGCCUGAAGACCACUUUUGGCAAGGAGGGCAAUGUCACUCUUGGCGGGGUGGGGGUAGUGGCCCUGUCCCUGGCUGUGCUGUUUGACACUCUUGCCAGACAGGUCAGGGGAGAGUGGGUGUCAGACUCAGGGCCCAUUCCAGGUUUAUUUGUCAAAGACCUGAGAGGCUACUACCCACCGCAGGUCUACACAGUCAGCGAGUACCUGAGGCUGGUACCCCACAUUGCAAACAACCCCACCAGGAUGAGAGAUGAGUCAGAGAGGUACUUCAAGCAGCUCAUGAUAGACCAGCAAACUGUGGAAGAAAACAAGAGCAAGAGCGAUGAUGACAUCAUAGGGGUCAACAUCAAGCUUGGGCAGUUAUUUCAAAGCAGUUUGGGCAUUCACCUACUCCGUAUUACCAACUCUGCAGUUGUAGAUAAGAUAGAUAAAGUCGCCGUUAAGGCACUACAGAAAGCAAAAGGAAAUCUAGUCCCUACAGAAAGCACCACUGAAACUGGAGUUGAUGCAGCUCAUGUCAGCAAAACCAGAAAGAGACGCCUUCUUCCCCCGGAAAACUUUGUUAUCUUCAAUCUCAACUGCGAUCCAGAGGCAGCUAGCAAAGAUUUUUUGGCUGAAGUGCAGAAAUCAAAUGACACACAAGAAGCUUUUAAAAAAUGCCAGCCAUUCAAUGGGCACAUACCAAAGACAUGGUUGCAUUUCAUUGCCAGGCUAGUCUGGCUAGACGUCAUCAACAUCCCCGUCUUUGAUUUUGAUCGUGAACGUGAAUUACUGAUAGCUCAAAGAGAAGAUCUUGACCUGAAGGCCAAUGCACUCAGAAAAUGGGCAGAGUAGUUUACUGAUCAACUGUCCAAAUAUGGAUGAAACAAAUAUUCCUAUAUAUACAGUAUAUAUGCAAAUAUAAUAUAAAUAAAAGUAGAAAUUCAAUAUGCUGCAAUUGUUGUCAUGCUACUUUUAGCCAAAAAGAAAAGAGAAAUUAAGCAAAAUCAAGAUAAAGUAUGUGUGGAAUAUGAAACUAGGGGAAGGGGUCAAAUAAAGUCAUAUUGGUUAUUAAUAAAAGGUUUGUGGACACGAAGCAGGAAAAACCAGGCAGAGUAGUCAGAAUGCAAUCCGUCAUAUGAUUUUGAAGUUGCUAGAUGAUUGUCUGUUCUACUGUACAUUUUGAGAACUUUUUAAUCUGCUUGUUUGUGAGACCCUUUAAGAACCUUUUUGUUUUGAUAUUUUGCUACUUACUGUUCAAUUUUGUAAAAUUAUAGAUUGGGAGUAACAGUGCUGCAACACCAGCAACUACUCACUAUCAAGGUGUCAGUUGGAAUUCCAGUGGUUGUAAAAUUUGGGAAAUUACUAGUGUAGUCUAUGCAUGUGAUAUGUGUAGGUAUACACUGUGUGCCCAGUAGGAUUUACAAUGUGUCAAUAAAUAUACAGUUUAAGUCA